UUUGAUAAGGAAUUCAAACAAAAUGUACUGUAUAUAAUGAAACUGAGUACACUCUGACUACAAAUCCUGCCGAUUUAAUACAGUUGUAAAGAAUGCGCUGCCACUAUUCAUCAGGCUUCUUCUCGUGUCCUUUGGCAAAGUUUAAUCUGGCAGUUCUGAGCUGUUUUUUGUUUUUUAUUGGAUUCGGCCCUUAGAGGUUGACUUCAUGCAGUGUCCUUCACACUGUCUGAUCACUCACUGAAACACCAAUUUCCACAGAUUAUCCUUGUGCCAAGUCAGAGGCUCUUACCCAUCUGUUUUUCAAUACAAGGUUGUGUAAACAGUGAAUUGUGCCUGGCCUCGUGUUUUGAGGUCAGUGCACCUUCUGUCAUUGGUAGUACGGCUCUUCCUAAACCUCCUAACCACUGCUGCAGCUGUACCCUCUUGUGUCCUCUCUCAUCUUUAUAAAGUUUCAUCAUCUGGUUUCCCGCUUGUCCGGUUAAUUCCUCGCCGUGUGGCGAGCCAUGUUGCAUUAAACACAGCUCAGGCCAAGAGCUGAGGAGCCUGUGAUGUUCACAUGUUAUUUUAUAAUCUCGUUCCCAGUUAACCUUAAUUGGAAAUCCUGUAAUCUCUUUGUUGCAGUGGUCACAGGUGCAGAGGGGGCCCUCAGGUGUAGACUCAGUGUUUCAGUACAUCAGACCUGUGUGUUUUCAGUUAUACAUACAAACUAAUACCCUCCACUUCAGCUUAAAAUGAAUACAAUAAUUGUACGACGGAUAACAUUUUAGUGAUAGUGUAUCUCCUCCCAGCACUGUUUCCUGUCCUGUCUGUAUUUACGAUCCGAGCUUGCGCACUGAGCGUCUCCAUUGUCUGGCCAGAAGCAGCAGCACCACCACCACCACCACCAGCAGCAGCGGCGGCGGCGGAGCGGAGAGGAGCGGAGCGCCGAUCUGAGCGCAGGGGAGCGGCAUCACUGUGACCCCAAUCUCCGGGAAAAAAAAACCGACAGCUGGUCGGAGACCACCAGAGCGGACAUACAGCGCGGACGGCGACGCCAUUAUUUUUAUUUUUUUUACAUCUCCUGUCAAAGACAGACCGUCGUUUCUUUUGGCGGUCAGACAGACAGCAACAGUUGUCACGAUGUCUGAGAUCAGAUGAGGCCAGAGCGGCGGAGCGAACAUUGCGGCGCUGUUGUGAUCCGGACCGGGUGGGUUAAACGCGUUUGCUGCCGCGUCCCGCCUGCAAUGAUACAGCCGUCUUAAUGACCUGGGACGGCGCAGGGAGCGUGGUGUAGCCUACAGCUGUUUGUCAUUCUGGGCUUUCUCCGUCGUUCUGCUCGUCAGCCAUCCCCCGGUUGUGUCGAGGUUUUGUCUGCGGGUGAGGUGAAUCCAGACGUCAGGGGUGGCUCAUGUUCCGCUCAGCAGGGAAACGGGCUGUUGCGUCUGCAGAGAGUCAGAGCUGACGAGCCUGCUGAGACACGCGGACAGACAGGCAGGCAGGAAGGCCGAGAGACAGACAGGAGCGAGGGGAGGGGGCGACAGCCUGUUUCGGCUCUCUCGACCCUUUGCGGAUCGAGCCGAGCCCCCUCCUGUUUCCACCCAGAACCCCCACCCAUUUGUCUCCCGCUUUGGAUGGGGGGAAAGCAGAGCACGGCGGGGCGGCCCCGGGGUGCUUUUCCCGGUGUCUCUACGGAUGACAGCGCGGUGCCACCCUCGGCCCACUUCGGUCACUACCGGCCGAGCGGCACCAUGGGCCUUCGGAGCCGCUCAGUGAGCUCCGUUGCCGGGAUGGGCAUCGAGCACAGUCCCGCCGUGCCCUUCGGCUUCUACACCCCCAGAGGGACGGACUCGGAUCGAGCUGGAGGGGGGUCAGGGGGCACUACAGCCGCCCCCCACGGUACCGGUUACCAGGACACUGGGGGCGGAGGGCACCACACGGACGGGGUGCUCUAUCUGGGGUCCCGGGGGUCGCUGGCUGACACCUUGCCCCUGCACAUCGCACCCCGCUGGUUCAGCGCGCACAGCGGAUUCAAGUGUCCUGUCUGCUCCAAGUCAGUGGCGUCCAAUGAGAUGGAGGUUCACUUCAUCAUGUGUCUAAGCAAGCCUCGCCUCUCCUAUAAUGAUGAUGUGUUGGCGAGGGAUGCUGGUGAGUGUGUGAUCUGUCUAGAGGAACUGCAGCAAGGGGACACCAUAGCCAGACUGCCGUGCCUCUGCAUCUACCACAAAAGCUGUAUAGACUCAUGGUUUGAGAUCAAUCGGUCCUGCCCUGAACACCCAUCUGACUGACUUACCACCAGGCCCACUAUGAAUACUGUUCAAGAACAUCUCGUGGUUCCUGCCAUGGAUAUCUGGACACAGACGCAACCAAAUCCCAUGCAACAAUCAAAGCGAUCAACACAUGCUCAUCCUGACAGAAUCCAUCAUCCUAACCAAGAUAAUUAUUCCUCAUGAACUGAACCAAAAAAAGAAACGUGACUGUCAAACCAUUGUACAUUAAAGGGCCCCUCCCGAGCCCACCAUUUUACAUCUGCUGAAAAGACUGCUUAUGAACUCCCCCCUUCCUUCCUUCCCCUCCCCUGUUCAGGCUAACAGAGUCCCUUAAAGGGCUUCAUCAGGCCUCAACUCCCCUUCCAACUCAGCUGUGGCCAGUUGCCUCUCUGAGGUGCUCAGGUCCUUACAGGUCUCCAGCAGCUGGCCUUCCAUCUUGUAUCUGGAUCCAAGCCUGUCAGUCGUUAGUGUCCAACCCUCCCAUGGCCUUAACUGAGGAGAGGAGAGGAAACAGAGCAGGGAAGGGGCAGGAGGGAAGAGGAUGGAAAGGAAGAAAAAUAAGAAGAUGAGAAUGAGUAGGAGGAAGACAUCGACAAACGGAGGAUUGCUGAGUUGCAGAAGCUUGCUAUGAGAAACAGUCUUGUACAAUAUUCGGUGGGCCUCUCAUUUCACGACAGGACCCCAACUCGGUGACAUCCUUUCAUAAAAGACUCGGUCCUGGUGUGCUUCUUUCUCAUAGUUCCUGCCUCAGUUCUGUGUCCUUCCUCGGCAAUUUGACACAUAAAAAAUAACAUCAAAAAGUUAGAUCUGGUUUUUGCACACCUGGGCAGGCAGGGAGGGUUAGCGUAAAAAAAAAAAAAAAAAAAAAAAUUACAACUUGGAUGUCAGCUUGUCUUGUAUGUACAAAAUAGAGGGGGGAAUCUAAAGAUGGACUGGGGAUGGAGAGGAGUACUCUGACUGGGAGGGACGAAGGGGCCAGAAAUGUUGUUUACGCUCCUACUGUGUAACAUGUGCAUUUGGGAUGUUCUGGUGUCAGGCUUCAUCCCGUAUGUGUAUGUACACUACGUGUGUGUGUUCGAGAGAGCUUGGAACGGUGACAAAAUAGCUUUUGCUGAAGCCUAGUGACUGUGUGAGUGUGUGAGUGUGUGUGUGUGCGGGUGUGUGUGUGUGUGUGCGGUUGAGAGAGCAUGAAAGGUCAGUGUAGAGGGCCGACUGGGACAGUGCUGUGUGUGUCUAUGUAUUGAAAUGUUUACAGUCUAGAUGUCCAUGUUCCCUGUGUGUGCGACUGGCAGUCCUCCCUUUACUUUGCUGAUGUUUACAGCUACAGAGAAGCGACAUGACAUAUUGUAAAUUUUACAUGUAACCUCUCUCUGUUCUUUCUUUUUAGAUCUGCCAGAUUUUUCAUGUGAUCAUGAUUAGUCAUUUUCUAGUGAGAGCCUUGAGUGUGAGGGUGUGUGUGUGUGUGCGCGUGUGUGUGUGUGUGUGUGUGUCCCUGUGCAUAUGACUGUUUGUGCAUGUGUGAGAUUCAUGCUACUGUCGGUUCCCCACAUCGUGUUUCUGCUAGAGUAGGUCUGGUUAACUGCGACUGGAGACGUGAGCCACUCAGACCUGAAAAAGGACUCUGUAGUCCCACUGUGGAUCCACUGAACGGGGCUUAUUUACUCAUUUGUUCAUAUUUAACAAUAUUUGUUUAAUAUUCCAGUCAUGUGGGGUGUUACUCACUCUUCAGAAUGCCAGAGCUGAUUUAUGAAGACUACUACAAACCAAAUCAUACAAACAAACUGCAUUUACAAAAAGCUACUGUAAACAAAUGGUGGAAUAAAUUGUGCUAG
This is a messenger RNA of Toxotes jaculatrix (banded archerfish), 4078 nucleotides long. It is a transcript of the gene znrf1, whose product is annotated as zinc and ring finger 1. NCBI's taxonomy places the organism in Eukaryota, Metazoa, Chordata, Actinopteri, Toxotidae. The record is from RefSeq and is a predicted model, not a curated record. The coding region runs from base 1611 to 2264 and encodes 217 amino acids. The transcript is spliced from 5 exons.